AGAAGAAUUCAAGAAGAGAAGGAAUUGAAGGUAAGUUCAUUGAUUUCAAUGAUUUUUUUUUUCAAAAAUUGGUUUUUAUUUUAAUUUUUUUUUCAAUAUUAACUACUCCGUAUUAAAUCUACUCUUUGCUUUUAGUUUAUAAAAAAUGUUUUUUUUAUGAGGAAACUUAUUCCUUUUAAUUAUCUAAUUUUUAUUUUAUAACUAUAAGUUUCUGAUGUGAAGGAUCCCUACUUUGGGCAAUCACAGAGCAUACUUCUCAUAGUUUUUAAAAAAUAUUUUAGUUUGUUUAUGAAGAAAAUUAAAAUAAAUAUACCUUCUGAGAAGAACAAGGAUUCUGGGAUUUUGAGCAAAUUCGUGCUGAUAACGUGUUAUAAAAUGAGAGAAAAACUACUCAGAGAUUAAGAUAAUAGAUAUAAUAUAUUUCUGAUUUCUUCUCUCUAUUAACUCUUCACUCUUCUCUUAUUCUUAAUUGUGAUUACAAUGCAGGGAUUAAGCCUCUAUUUAUAGUGGAGAGGCUUGGUAUGAAUACAAAUACAAGUGGGAAGUACUGUACAUAAUUGAUACUCAUCAAUGAUUAGCGUUUUGAAAAUGCUAUCCGACGUCUCAAACGCAAGCAGUAGCACGACAGAGAGAGAGACGCCGUCGCCCGCCUGCACGCUCCACUGCUGCUUCCUGCUAGUCACCGAGAGAGAGACGCCACUGCCCGCCAGACGCCACCUCGACGGAAAUUCUCUAGCCUCCAGGUCCCGGUGUCCAUGUACGGAGAGGGAGAAAGAUAGAGAAAGAGCUCAGGCUAGGAAUGGAUCCAAGAACAGCAAGAAUAAGGAUGAUGGCCUGACUCCUGAACAACGCCGUGAGAGGGAUGGAAAAGCUCUUCAAGAAAAGGCAGCAAAGAAAGCGGCACAAGCCGAGGCAGCGGGUGGGAGUAAGGAGAACAAGGGCACGGCCAAGAACAGUACUAAGAAGUAGUGAUAGUAACUUUAUAUAAAUACGUUCUUGUAAUCCUUCUUCUCCAUUUCUUUUGCAUCUUUCCAUGGACAUGGCCUCAUUACUAUGGCAUUGACUCUGAGUCAAUUGUGCAUUUGUUUCGUUUUUUUUUGUUCACAAUAGUUCAGAUGGGUUUUCGUAUAGAUUUAGGGUCUGUUUAUUGGCACCUUGUUUGAAUUUAAAGAAUCAAUUUUAGUCGGUUGA
Molecule: messenger RNA, 1191 nt
Organism: Cuscuta campestris
Lineage: Eukaryota; Viridiplantae; Streptophyta; Magnoliopsida; Solanales; Convolvulaceae
Source: the annotation of a GenBank genome assembly